Messenger RNA from Microbotryum saponariae, 668 nucleotides. Lineage: Eukaryota; Fungi; Basidiomycota; Microbotryomycetes; Microbotryales; Microbotryaceae. The record is from the annotation of a GenBank genome assembly.
AUGUCUGGUGUUACCAAUCAACAGACAUAUCCCGAAUUGGGAUACCUGGAACGUGCGCCCUUGAAAACACGGAUUUUUCGCCGUCGAGCUGACUCGCCCGCACCAGAAGUAGACGAUCGUCCGAACCCUCUGGAGGACUAUGUGGGCACCACCCUCGACGAACCACAAGACUCGUCUUCGCUCGUCGUCGACCAUGAAAGUACAGCAACCGAGCCGUGCACGCUCACGUUGUAUGUCUGCUGGUCCCCAACGUAUCAUGUCCCCGUUCUCUACUUUAUGGCGCACAAACAAAGUGUGUACACCAUCGGACCGACAGAACCCUUCAAGCUCAGUGCUGAUCAAGUUCAAUCUUAUCUCGUACAGACGGUGCACCCCUCGAGCUCUCGGAACUGUUCAACUCCACCAUAUUUCAGCAUAUCUACUAUAAGAUCGCACCUGACACCUCUGAGCCGGCGGCAUUGACCUCCGAGUCGGACGAUCCGCCUCCACCGGCUCCGUUCAUCUCACAAGCCGACCACCCGACGCUCGGGGUCCCGACGUGGUUCUUGCAUCCGUGCAAUACCCAGGCCAUCAUACAAGAGGUCCUAUGCGAAGAUCAGGGGUCGACGACAACAUACUUCGACACGUGGUUGAUGGUCGUUGGAUCAGUUGUCGACCUCCGUGAAUGA